This is a messenger RNA of Ipomoea nil (Japanese morning glory), 1606 nucleotides long. Its product is annotated as putative NAC domain-containing protein 94. Gene Ontology annotation, molecular function: DNA binding. Lineage: Eukaryota; Viridiplantae; Streptophyta; Magnoliopsida; Solanales; Convolvulaceae. Gene Ontology annotation, biological process: regulation of DNA-templated transcription. The transcript is spliced from 3 exons. The record is from RefSeq and is a predicted model, not a curated record. The coding region runs from base 257 to 1429 and encodes 390 amino acids.
ACCUCUUUCUCCAUCUUUAUCUCUUUGGAUUUUCAUGCUUUUUUACCUCUCUAUAUACUAUACUUCUCCUCAAGAGAAAAGCUAAAAAGGGUUUCCUUAUUUUCUGCUACCUAAACCUCUCUGGGUUGUCUGCACAUAAUAUAACCAGGUUUUGGUCUGAUCUGCCUGUCUGUCUUGCUUGCUUUGAGGGGGGAAGUUAAGAGAGCCCAGCCCAUUUUCUUGGCUGUUUUGUGGGUAGAAAGAGUUUUGGGUGGUUAUGGAUGGGAGAAGUAGUGAUCAGACAGAGAAAAUAAUGGAUGAAGUUAUGUUGCCUGGUUUUAGGUUUCAUCCCACAGAUGAAGAACUGGUAGGGUUUUAUCUGAAGAGGAAGGUCCAACAUAAACCCCUCUCCAUUGAGCUCAUCAAACAACUUGACAUCUAUAAAUAUGAUCCAUGGGAUCUCCCAAAGAUAGCGGCGGUGGGGGAAAAAGAAUGGUAUUUUUACUGUCCGAGGGAUCGGAAGUACAGGAACAGUGCACGGCCGAACCGGGUGACGGGGGCGGGUUUUUGGAAGGCCACCGGAACUGACCGGCCGAUCUACUCGUCGGAGACGUCCAAGUGCAUCGGACUGAAGAAAUCCCUUGUGUUCUACAAAGGUAGAGCCGCCAGAGGGAUAAAAACCGAUUGGAUGAUGCAUGAGUUCCGGCUGCCGUCGCUCUCUGAUAUCUCCACCCCCAAACGAUGUUUGGACAAAAAUAUCCCUCCCAAUGAUGCAUGGGCAAUAUGCAGGAUUUUCAAGAAAGCAAACUCCAAUGCACAAAGGGCACUUUCCCAUUCAUGGGUAGUCUCAUCACCUCCAACAACCAUACCCCAAACCCCCACACAACAAACACUCCUAACCCAAAACACCAACAACCUUAAUCAAGUGUCCAUGCCAACCCAUGACUUCAAAAACUCGCCGGAGAUCAUGGCGGUGGCGGCGGUGGGCGCCGCCACCCACCCACUAGAUCUCCUCCCCUACAAUGACCCCUCCACAAGCUACACAUUUCCCCCUUCCCUAUUCACCCAUCCUCAUCAUCUGCAACCCACCAUUAAUGAUGCAUCUUCCCUGCUGCUGGACAUGUCAAACUCGGUGUUUGGGGAGUUUAUUGGGAAGGGCUCCGAUGAGAGCACGGUGGACUACGGUGGGCUGAUCAACGGCGGUGGGUUUUCGGCGGUGGUGCCGCCGGAGAAUGCGGUGGAGGGCAGACUGCAAGAUGGUGUGGUGGUGGGGAAUAAGGAAUCAUCAUCAAACAUAAUUGAUGAAUCCAUUAGGUUUUCGUUCAAUGGGUUUCCUUUGAAUAUGGGGGCUGAGAAUGCAUGGAAGUUGUCUAGUUUGGUGUGGGAGUCUUCACCAUGCCCUAGUGAGAUAUCUAGUACUAGUUAUUCUACUACCAAGUGUUACACUUGACAUAAACUAACUAAAUUUGGUGUUACUUAGCUUGUUCUUAAUGUAAUGUAGUUUCAAGAUUAAUUAGUCAAUUAUUUAGGUUUGAUCUCUUUUUUUGGAUCUGACAUGCACUUAAUCCAUCUUGAGAAAAAUGUUGUAACAUUUGUAUGAGUUACAAUAGAAUGUUAGAUUGAGUAU